UCAGGUGCAUCUGAACAAUUUAACUGCAUCGAUACCCACUGCUACAAACAUGGCUGUCUCAGUGCCACGGCUGACAAUUGUUUGGGGACUGCUUGUCUUAAUCCUGACUUGCCAAGCCGAGGAUUUAUGGAAUGUGAUGAUAAAGAAGAAGAUAAACAAGAAGAAGAACAUUCAUCAAAGUGACUUCAACCAGGACAUACCUGCAUGGCUCCAGAAUAAGGCAAGGGCAGCUGAAUCCUGCUUUUCCAGUUCUUUUGUUUCACAAAUCCUCCAGGACAGAGGCCUCAAAGCAGCUCCCAGCAAGUUCUCAGGAUUCAGGUCCUGGCUUCAACCAAAGACAGCUUCUUUUGAACAUCCUGACUUUGCAUUUUUGCUUCUAGGAGUCAAAAUAAAUGUGUCCUCUUUGGGGACACAUAUCCUACUUCAUUAAGAUUUUUGUUGGUGGAAGUAAUUUUUCCUGAAGCAUGUUUAAAGUUUUUAAUGAUGCAAAAAAUAUGAAAUAUAUAAAAAUUAUUAUUAUCCAGAAUAACUGAAGAACAUAUCAAAUUAAGAAAACUAAAUUUCAGAUAACAUAAGGCCAAAGUCACAGAACCAGUAAACAACAGAAAGAAGAUUUGAACCUGACUCCAAAGAAAAACCCAUUAACCCCUAAAAAUGCAUGAGGUUUCAGAGUUAAAAGUUUCAUAAAUCCUUUUUGGAAAAGUCUUUCAAAAAAUCUGAGCCUACACUCCUGGGCUAGUAAAAACCGACCUAUAAAAAAAAAAAUUAACAAGGUAUUGCUGUUCCACAGUUUUUAUUAUUCUCAUAGAAUAGCAGAGUGCCCUUGAAGACAUUUGAAAAUGGUGGAUGGAAGAGUCCUUGACAAGUCUAGUGCAGUUCUUUCAUUUCUUCUACCACUUGUUACACAGAUGUGGGUCCUCAGUGGCAAUUGGUGUGGUUCUUGCCCACUUGGUCAUAAAGGAUUGAACCAUUGUCAAACCUGACCCAGCUGAGCCAAGAAGAUUCUCCCAGAAUUAUUUAAUGUGGACAGUAAGACAAGACUGAAAUCAUAAAGCACAAUGACAAUUAUGGUAGCACUCUAGUCUAGAUGGGAGGGAAGCUCAAGAGGGAGGGGAUAUGGGGAUAUAUGUAUACUUAUAGCUGAUUCACAUUGUUGUACGACAGAAACUAACACAACAUUGUAAAGUAAUUACACUAAAAUAAAGAUAUUUUAAAAAAAAAACUAUGUGCUUCUGUCCUGGAUUCCUGUUCUUCCCAAGCACUUUGACUCUGAAAGCAA
Messenger RNA from Balaenoptera musculus (blue whale), 1279 nucleotides. It is a transcript of the gene C3H5orf46, whose product is annotated as chromosome 3 C5orf46 homolog. The record is from RefSeq and is a predicted model, not a curated record. The transcript is spliced from 3 exons. Bases 50 to 430 code for a protein of 126 amino acids. Lineage: Eukaryota; Metazoa; Chordata; Mammalia; Artiodactyla; Balaenopteridae.